Messenger RNA from Cutaneotrichosporon cavernicola, 1398 nucleotides. RefSeq lists its product as uncharacterized. The transcript has a single exon. Bases 1 to 1398 code for a protein of 465 amino acids. Lineage: Eukaryota; Fungi; Basidiomycota; Tremellomycetes; Trichosporonales; Trichosporonaceae. The record is from RefSeq and is a predicted model, not a curated record.
AUGUCCGACAAGCUCGAGCGCGAUACCCAGGACGACACCAAGGCAAGCGUCGGCGAGACGGUUAGUGAGGGUCUCGACACCCUCUCAAGUUCAGUCUCGACCGACACUCGGCCUCGCUGGGAAAAGUUCUACCGCUCAACGCUGUUCCAGAUCAUCAUCGUCGGCCUAUGCUCCUUCUCCGCUCCUGGUCUUUGGGUCGCCCUAAACUCCAUGGGUGUGGCCGGAUCCGCCGACCCCGACCUAAUCAACGGCGCAAACGCAAUCCUGUACGGCUGCAUGACCGUCACCUGUUUCCUCGGUCCAUGGAUCACCAACCUGAUCGGCUUCAAGCUCACCCUCGCCUUCGGGUCAAUCGGGUACCCACUCUAUGCAGCGGGGCUGUACGUCAACAACCGCUUUGGCUCGCAGUGGUUUGUCUACUUUGGUGCAGUGGCGUGCGGCAUAUCAGCCGGUUUCUUCUGGAGUAUCGAAGGUGCCGUGGCAUGCGGAUAUCCAGAGGAACACAAGCGCGGUCGAUACAUUGCAACGUGGUUUACAUUCCGCAACGUGGGCAACAUGGUCGGCGGGGUAAUCAACCUUGCCCUCAACUAUAAGGCCAACCGUGCCGGUGCAGUCGGAUACCAGACCUACCUCGCGUUCAUUGGCCUACAGUGUCUGGGCUUGUUCUUCGGCCUCCUCCUCAGCAAUCCCGAAAAGGUCGUAAGGGACGACGGGACUCACAUUGAAGCGCCGCGUGUCGACUGGCGCACCGAAGCACAUGAGAUGUGGCGUCUAGCCACAUCGCGCCCCAUCCUCCUCCUCGCCCCGCUCUUUUGGUACUACGGCUGGAUCCAGGCAUAUCCCGGAACAUUCCUAGCGACAUAUUUCACCGUCCGCUCGCGCGCCCUCGCUUCUCUCCUCUCGGCCAUCGUCGGAUCCAUCUCAACCUGGCUCGCAGGCUCUCUAGUUGACCUACCAUGGAGUAACCGGCGCACCCGCGCGCUCGUGACUUUUGGCGUCCUCGUCGCACUCAACUCGUCCACAUGGAUAUGGAGCGUCGUCAUCCAGAAUGAGUACCGCAUCACCCGACCGCGCCUUGACUGGUCCCACUCGGGUUUCGGCCGCGGAUUUGGCGUGUACAUGUUCGAACGGAUUUCGACCACCUUUGUGGAGAACUACAUCUACUGGUGUAUCUCCAAUUUGAGCGACUCGCCAGGCGACCAGAUCCGAUACUCGUCCCUCUUGAGGGGUAUCGAGACCGCGGCGGUUGCACUUUCGUUUGGCGUGCAGGCCAUCCCGACGCCGCUUAUUGUUACGGCGGCGCUGAAUUUCGGGCAAUGGUUCGCGGUGCUUCCCAUCUCGUUGUGGGCGACGCUUCAUGUCAUCAAGGUGUUCUCGCGCAAGAAGGAGGUGAUUUAG